Molecule: messenger RNA, 526 nt
Organism: Hippocampus comes (tiger tail seahorse)
Lineage: Eukaryota; Metazoa; Chordata; Actinopteri; Syngnathiformes; Syngnathidae
Gene: nppa
Product: natriuretic peptide A
Exons: 3
Coding region: 32-466 (144 amino acids)
Biological process (GO): neuropeptide signaling pathway; receptor guanylyl cyclase signaling pathway; negative regulation of systemic arterial blood pressure
Cellular component (GO): cytoplasm; extracellular region
Molecular function (GO): hormone receptor binding; hormone activity
Source: RefSeq, a predicted model, not a curated record
GCUGUGAUGCGACUUGUAUUUGAAGGAUAACAUGAGGCUUGUGGUCCUGUGGGGUCUGCUGCCCCUGCUGUGUCGGUAUACGCUGGUUAGUAGUCACAGUUUGGGAAGGUCCUCUUCUCCUGGUGACUUGGCCGAGCUCAAGUCUUUGCUUGAGCGCUUUGAGGAGACUCUGGCAGAAGCAGCUCAAGAGGACACCUCUGAAAUGGACUAUGCAACGAUGAACCAAGAACCAGAACGCGGCCAGUCCGACCGAGGAUGGAACACGCAGCAGGACAGGGACCAAGAACCUGCCACAGAGGAACGAUCCCAAGCAGUGGCUGAAGUCCAGAACCGGGCCUUGAGCGCGAGGAACCGCCUACUGGACCUGCUGGUGACGGCCAGAAAACGGGCAUCGGGCUGCUUUGGUGCCAGGAUGGAUCGGAUAGGGAAUGCAAGCGGUCUGGGCUGUAACACUGCAAGAGGAUAGGCUGAAUCUUCUUUGGGAUACGUCUGAUCCUUUUGUCCUUUAUUAACUGAAGUUUAGUCG